Messenger RNA from Trichoderma asperellum CBS 433.97, 1261 nucleotides. RefSeq lists its product as uncharacterized. The record is from RefSeq and is a predicted model, not a curated record. Lineage: Eukaryota; Fungi; Ascomycota; Sordariomycetes; Hypocreales; Hypocreaceae.
CGCAUAUGUAUAUAUACAUAUAUAUACCAGAGUUAUGCUUGAGAUUUGGCGUAACACACAUGGGCCUCACAACUUUUAUGGUCAUUCAAUCCUUUCUUAUAAAACUAAACUGAAUCAACAACAUUAUCACUCUCUAAACCACAAAGCUGCCAGGGCUUAAUUACGCACGAUGUCUCAAAUCAAGCAUAAGAAAGCCUGGAUUCUGACUCCAAACAUGGACUACACGCCUACUGGCGUUCUCCAACUUGGCCAGAUUUUAACUGAUUUUACCAAUCCAAACAGUGCUAUUCUGACCGAAGGGACCGCUCCCAUUCCAGAAGAGACGUUGAAAGACGAGUCCAUCCAUCGAAAGGUUAAUUUCGAGUCGAUCGAAUCUCAACAAACUGCCUUUCGAACUUGGCUGAAAGUUGCUUUUGACAUGGAUAAGAUUGCUAAGGUUAGCAAAACUUUGCAGAAGGCCUACCAAGAAAAGUUUGAGGGUCAUAAUAUAAGUGCGGUCAUGUUCCAACCUUCUGAACGUUACGUCCAAACUGCACUGUCCCUUAGAGAUGCAUCUCCUCUCACUUCCAUGCCUUGGUACAUGAGACACAGGCGAAUUUGGCUGGUAACUGGACUACGUAUCCUUGGGAAGGGUACGAAAGUGAGCGAGGCUUUCAUACAGAGAGCUACCGGCGCCGCUGGAGCAAAAGUGGAUUGCACUACUGUUGAAGUGCCCAUAGCCGCGGGGUUGGAUGUUGGUCAUCAGCAAACCACAUUUAAAGACCAUGAAGUUCAUGAUUCUGACCCGUUUAUUUACUGUUACCGCCUUCACGAGAUCAUUAUUAAACGAACAUAUAAGAAAACCAAGUUGAAAGCUUUCAGCGGGGGGCACAUCCAAGAUACGGGACAAGAUUACAAUAGCAGCGAUGAUGAAGAUGCAGAUUCAGAUGAAGAAGAGGUUAUAAAUGGAUAUGAAGUGGUUGCUGUGGACGAUGAAGCAUUUGAUGGUGCUGGUGAAAAGGCCAGUUGUGUAUUUGUCAUUUUGGUUCUCGAGCAGUUUCUUAAUCUUGUCUAUUGUGGAUAAAAAAGUCCUCGCGCCUCGCACCUCGCACCUCGCGUUUAUUCGCCUGUUACAUCCGACUCCUCUCUUCUUUGUCAUGCAUUCCAGAUGACAAAUACUGCGCUAUUGUAGAUCAUUGCAUAUAUGGCGGAAGCUACAUACCGUGUACCGACCUUUCUUCCGCUUAAUGAAUAUAGUACUCUCUUUGUAUCUGAUUAGUGC